Onthophagus taurus is the source of this 1706-nucleotide messenger RNA. RefSeq names its product deoxynucleotidyltransferase terminal-interacting protein 1. Lineage: Eukaryota; Metazoa; Arthropoda; Insecta; Coleoptera; Scarabaeidae. The record is from RefSeq and is a predicted model, not a curated record. Gene Ontology annotation, cellular component: nucleus. Gene Ontology annotation, molecular function: nucleosome binding; DNA binding.
GACACUUACUAAAUUAAACUUUGUCGAUUCCUUCUUUUAUAUUAUUCCAUACAAAACAAAUCCUUUUAUUUACUAUUCCUCUUACCACCUUUAAAAUCACAAACGAUAUUUUUGUUUAGAAUUCAAGUUGAUAAAGAAAUAAUUUGUCCGGUUUAAACAACGAACAAAGAAGAUCUUUAAUCUGUUGGGGUGUUGGGUUUUGAAAAAUGAUACCUCCUGCUGUGCCAGGCCAAAUUGAAGAACAACAAAACAUGGUUGGUUGGAAAAAUACGUUUAACAUGCGUCAAGUGACCAUCAUAAACUUGGCUGCUUCCCAAAUUGGUACAAGAAAUGGUAUAAAGCAUGAUCCGAAGAGUUACAUCAAUCAUGGGUGUAUCACAAAUCCGAUUAAGUCUUUGGAUAUCCUAAGAAAGAAUAUUCAAAAUGCUGUUAAUAAAGAUAUUGAUUGUAUUAUCAAAAAAUAUUUAGAUAAAUUUUUUCAACCAGCUGUAAAUAAUAUAAGACAAAACCAAGGUAGAGACAGUGUAAAUGAAGAACACGUCAAAUUAAUGUGUAGAAAAAUGUUAGAAGAUGCUAAAACAAUGUAUAAAGCUUCAAAUGUAUCGAGGGAUAGUUCUCCCCAUGAAUACAGUGACUCAGAUCCAGGGGGGUACUUUGAAUCACGUUUUUCUUUGGUGGAUAGAAAGCGAAAGGAAUCAGACACUGAUUCAGAAUCAACAACAAUUUCAAGUCAAAAAAGACAUAAGGCUAAAGACUGGGAAGAAAUUGCAAAACUUCCUAUAAAACGAGAAGCUCCAAAAUGGAGCUCGGAACGUUUAAAUCAACGAACAUUAUUUAUAAUGGGCGCUAGAGCUAAUAAAGUUCUAGGAUUCAGUCAAACGAGGGGACGAUUAUACGUUAGACAUCCAGAAUUAAUUCGUUAUGCAGGUGAUCAAGAAGAUAGAGAAUGGUUAACUUCAAAAUAUUUAAUGCCAGCAAGUGGCGGUAAGGCGUAUAUAAUGAUUUUUGAUGAUGUACGCGAAUUAGCUAUGUGUGAUGAGUAUAAAAAUAAUCCCAAUUUAAGAUUACAUGAAUUAAAAGGGUUUGAGGCACCGCCGUUUUUAUUGAAUAAAAUAAAAUUGUACAUAGAACGAAUGAGAACUGAUAAAAAAAUACCGUCGGUUGAUCUCUUUGAUUUCCAUCAAGUUCAGUCUAUUACAUCGCCUCUCGAUUCCGCUCCUUCAACUCCAUCCGACACUUUACACGAAUCCCAAUCUGCCAGUACGACCAGUUCUAAACACUCCGAAAACAAUUUUGUUAAUAUUCCUGAAAUUAGUCCGAGUUCGAAUAAUUCCUUGAUGUCUGGUCAAUUAACCCAGAGUCCAAUUCCAAGCUCCAGUAGUUUACUGUCGCCUAACUUGCUGAUGACUAUUGCCACAUCUGAAGGACAGAGCAAUAAUGGAUUGAUUGUUUUAAGGGACAACCAUCAAAAUGAUAGUUGUUUGUCUACACUUUUAGCUAGUCAUAUGUCUAGUGAUAAUUCACAAGAUUUUUAAAUGAUUUUAUGGCUAUUUUUUUAUUGUUAGGAUUGUUGUUUUAAUCCCAGUAUUUUUAAUAACGAAAACCUGUCCAAAGACCAAUUUACUAAUCCAAAGAAUGAAAUUUAUCCAAAGAUAGGAAAUAUUUUUUAUACACCCCAAAAAAAAUGAGAAUUGAUACGUAGUAUA